AUGUUCAACCUGCUGGCCGCGUCUCUCGCGGAUCUGUGGACGCAACGGUUCACCUUUGCGGCCAUGGGCCUCGACCUGCAACCGGUGACGGCCGCUGGCGAGGGAGUUCUGCGCCGGCCCAUCCUGUACGGUGUCAUGGUGCUGGCCACCAGCUUCGAGCUGUGCACCGUGUGCGCCUUCAUGGUGCAACACCGCCACCAGAUCGUGCUCUGCUCGGAGGCGCUGAUGCACGGCCUUCAGAUGAUCUCCUCGCUGCUCAAGAUGACCAUCUUCCUGGCCAAGUCCGGCGAUCUGAUCGCGCUCAUCCACCAGCUGCAGGAGCCCGCACCCAGCCGAGUGGUCCGUCGCGGCCAGAUGCUGGCUGCCGUCUACUUCCUGAUGUGUGCCGGGACGAGCGUCUCCUUCCUGCUGGUGCCGCUGGCCCUUACCAUGGUGCGGCUCUGCCAAACGGACCGGUUCGAGCCAGUCACCUCUUUUCGUGUGCUACUGCCGUACGAUGUGACCCAGCCGCAUGUCUAUGCACUGGACUGCUGCCUGAUGGUCUUCGUGCUGGCCUUCUUCUGCUGCUCGACGACUGGCGUGGACACUCUAUACGGCUGGUUCGCCCUGGGCCUGAGCUCCCACUACCGCCGCCUCACCGCCCAGCUGCAGCAACAUUUGCUCCACUGCGACCCAACUCGCCAGGACCUGGGCCUGCGCGAGCUGUUCGCCCAGCACGCGCGUCUGCUGGCCCUGGUGGCACGCUUCAACGCGGCCUUCCGGGCGAUCGCCUUCGUCGAGGUGCUGGUCAUCUGUGUGCUCUACUGCUCCGUCAUCUGCCAGUACAUCAUGCCGCACACGGACCAGAACUUUGCCUUCCUCGGCUUCUUCUCGAUGGUGGUGACCACGCAGCUGUGCAUCUAUCUCUUUGGCGCCGAGCAGGUGCGCCUCGAGGCGGAGCGCUUCUCGCGCCAGUUGUACCAGGUGAUGCCGUGGCAGGGCCUCUGCCCCAGCCAUAGGCGGCUGCUGCUGCUGCCCCUGCAGCGUGCCCAAAGGGACAUGGUGCUGGGCGCCUACUUCUUUGAUCUGGGCAGGCCGCUGCUCGUUUGGAUAUUCAGGACGGCGGGCUCCUUUACCACACUGCUAAAUGCGCUCUAUGCCAAGUACGAGACCUGA
This is a messenger RNA of Drosophila obscura, 1155 nucleotides long. It is a transcript of the gene Or1a, whose product is annotated as odorant receptor 1a. The transcript is spliced from 3 exons. Gene Ontology annotation, cellular component: plasma membrane. NCBI's taxonomy places the organism in Eukaryota, Metazoa, Arthropoda, Insecta, Diptera, Drosophilidae. Gene Ontology annotation, molecular function: olfactory receptor activity; odorant binding. Gene Ontology annotation, biological process: detection of chemical stimulus involved in sensory perception of smell; sensory perception of smell. Bases 1 to 1155 code for a protein of 384 amino acids. The record is from RefSeq and is a predicted model, not a curated record.